Messenger RNA from Cyprinodon tularosa, 2810 nucleotides. It is a transcript of the gene cabp1b, whose product is annotated as calcium binding protein 1b. NCBI's taxonomy places the organism in Eukaryota, Metazoa, Chordata, Actinopteri, Cyprinodontiformes, Cyprinodontidae. The transcript has 8 exons. The coding region runs from base 227 to 1531 and encodes 434 amino acids. Gene Ontology annotation, molecular function: calcium ion binding. The record is from RefSeq and is a predicted model, not a curated record.
UCCAAACUUGGCGGAGCCCCCUGUGGAUUUACUGGCUGAACAUCCACAUCCAUCAGGAAACUUCACACUCAGCUGUUGUCCGUUUGGGUGAACCUCCAGGGGAUAAAGAGAGAGUCUGAGAGAGGCUGAACACCUGCAAGGACACUGCGGACUGCCUUCUUUUUAUUCAAUCCAGCCUCAUCCUUCACCAGCUUCGCAUUUCUCAUCCAGAGGGAGAAAGGGAAGGAUGAGCGCCUCUCUUCCCAAAAGCGAGUCGACCACCUCUCUGUUGCGCUCAUCAGGGCUCAGCCGCAGGCUUGCGCACCCUGAUCCCGCCGCUGCUCACCGGCUCCACCACCGCAUUCACCACCAUCAGCAUCCUUCCAGAAUUGGAAGCAGAGAGGAUGCACCCUGGUCGGAUGACUCUGAGACAAGUGCGCGGAGACCUCUCUGCCAGCCGCGACACGCUGAGUCUCGGCAUUUAGUGGAGCAUCUGCGAGUGCAGGAUGGUUACUCUCCACGGCAGCCGACCCACCUGGAGGAUCAUUGUUUCCAGGAGGGGGAUGCUAGAGGCAGAGCGAACAGGCUUCACCAUAAAGAGCGCAGCAAGUCCUCCAGAUCCAAUCCUCACUAUCAUCAGCACCACGACUCCCCUCCUGCAGAGAUCAUUAUACAGCAGGGCGACACCCGGCAGGACAGGAGGACUUCACCCGCUACCUCUGUCUCAAAGCCCUCCAACGAGGCGGAUUUCCUAUUCGAGCAGAGCCAGAGAGCUGUCACUGGGUCCACUUCUACUCUCAGCUCAGACUCACCUGCGGCCAGCGCACCUGUCCGGCCAGCAUCACGCCGCAGGACCAAGAGACCUGGCUCUGCGUCAGAGAGCGACUCUAAUCUGCAUCCUAUAGUGAAAUCUGUUUUUGGGCAGGACAAGAAGAAGAACUACAAAGCAGUGCAGUCCAGUGAGGAAGGGGGAUCUGGGGGGGGCCAUCUUGAGCCGCUAGUAGCCCUGGCCCAGAACGGAGCAAACAUGCACAACGUGCUGGGGCCUGCAUGCAUCUUUCUACGCAAGGGCUUCGCUGAGAGGCGGCUGGCUGACCGAGAGCUGAGACCAGAAGAGCUGGAUGAGUUGCGUGAAGCAUUCAAGGAGUUUGACAAAGACAAAGAUGGAUUUAUUGGCUGCAAAGACCUGGGAAACUGCAUGAGGACGAUGGGAUACAUGCCAACAGAGAUGGAGCUCAUAGAGCUGAGCCAACAGAUCAACAUGAACCUUGGAGGACAUGUUGACUUUGAGGACUUUGUUGAGCUUAUGGGGCCCAAGCUUUUGGCUGAAACAGCAGACAUGAUUGGAGUAAAGGAGCUGAGGGAUGCUUUUAAGGAGUUUGACACAAACGGCGACGGCCAGAUCAGCACAGCUGAACUCAGAGAAGCAAUGAAAAAACUCUUAGGACAGCAGGUCGGACACAGAGAUCUGGAGGAAAUUCUGCGGGACAUUGAUCUUAACGGAGAUGGACACGUAGACUUCGAAGAAUUUGUUCGAAUGAUGUCCCGAUGAGUUCCUGGCAGAAAGCCUUGAUUGGAUACUCAGCUGGAGAAGCACGGAGAAAGUCUGUUGAAGAAAAACGACAGGCUUCAAACUUUCCUGAACUGUGAAGAUGGCAAAAACAUAUCAACCUUGUCCCAAAACUGCCUCGCCGAAGCAGAACGGCUGACGCUUACAGCCGGGAGCAUCACUGUUAAUAACACGCUGCUGCUGUUCCUUCAAGCAUAAACAAAACCAAUGGCUGCACUCGUGACUUUUGCAGAGUACAUUUUUCAAACAUGUUUUCCUUUAAAUACUAGAACAUUUCUAUGUGUUUACUGACCCAUUAGGCCAAGGGCACAUAUGAUGUCUGAGGUAGUCUCCUCAAACACCAGGAGCCUCUGUUAAUACUGACUGUAGCAGAUUAACUUAAUAAUAUUUAACACAGCAACAUGAAGCAACUCACAAUCCUUCAAAUGUUUGACUGCAGUGAUUAUAUUUAACGCAAACACGACAAGCAAUAUAGAAACAUCCCAUAUCAUCUAGUCACAUCUCUGUUUGAAUUCUGUGAAUCUUGUUUCUUUCUCCAUCAUACACUGUUGAUGUUUAAUGUACAUAUAUCUGCUAAGACAAACCCAUAUUUGUUCAGUAAACCUGUAUAAUGUAGCACUGGCUUUUCUGUGACAUACAUGUGCAAUUUCCAGUGUGCAUAAGACAUUCAUGUAGCUGCAAACAUCCAGUAACAAAAAUAUCAUUACUAAAAGAGUUUUGAUUAAGUCAAUGUUUUAUUAAUUAUGAUCAUUACCUGCAUGAAUAAUAACGCUGCGUUCAGAACAGUUUUACUGAUCUGUGUUUGAGAGAUUCAGUUAACAGAUUAGUUUAUAUCAGAUAGAUUUAGAUGUGAUAGAAGUUUAUUAUUUUGGGGGGCUUGUAUGGUUUCUUAUUUUUAAGGUGAACCAAUUUUAAGCAAUAAAUACCUCAAAGUGAGCUAAACCGUAUAUGUUACUUUGCUGAAGACAUUCCAAUCUCUAAAUCCUGUGUCAUUUCUUUGUUUCAGUAAGUGUAAAGAAGCAAGGCGAGCUUCUUUAUGCGAAAAAGCCAAAGAACGUUAAUCAUUACAGCGGGACAGCUUUGACUGUCCUAGACUGGACACAUGAAAAUAUGCAUGCUUUAAAGUUCAAUUAUAUUUGAAAAAAGGAAAUCCAAUUUUGUGAUUUUUUUUGUCUUAAAUGUGUGAAACUAUGCAUGAUAGAAAACUACUGAAAUUUGUAGCAGAUGAUGAAAAAUAAAGAUAUCUCUUUCAAUUGGAAAA